GGAUGUGAAAAGUUUCAACAUUUUACACAAAGACGAAUGAAUGGUUAUUCACGAACCAACUUGUUGGUGAAGGAUUUUGAAGAGUGUAAGAAAUUAUGUGCUGAAGAUAAGAAUUGCCCUGCAGCUGGAUUCAAUACUGCAAACAAAUAUUGCUAUUUGUACUUUGAAACGAGAAAAACUAAACCUGCUUCGUUUAUCAUUACUGCUGGAUGGGAAUACAUCCAUAAAAAUUGCAACGAGACAACAAGAGAUAAUUGUACUUUUGAGAGACAGCCAUCUCGAUAUUUGAGUGGAAACGAUAGAGUGUCUGUCAGCGGACAAACAGAAGAGUCAUGCAGAAGACUUUGUGAAGAGGAUGAUGUUCAUAAUUGCCAAGCGGCUGACUUUAAUUCCAAUAAUGGCUAUUGUUAUUUGAAUAAAGAAACGAAAGAUUCGAAGCCUGGCUCGUAUGUUUACGGAAGUGGUUGGGUUUAUCUUUACAAGAGCUGCAAAGCUGAAGUUGUUGCUGGAUGUAAAAAGUACCGAGUUUUUCCGAAGCGAGUUAUGUCAAGUUUUGUCAUAGCAACACUCACAAAGCAAACUAACGAGACAUCUUAUGCCUUUUUCCCGAAUAAAAACACCUGCACUCUCUAUUCGGAAUCAAAAGAUACGAAAUACAAUUAUUUUAAAGCUGAUAUCACCGCCAUUUAUAAUCUUAAAACUUGUAAAGAAGAGAAAGUUUGCAAAGAAUUUGAAGUUUUCAACUCGAGAUACAUUUACAGCAAUUACCAAACCAACUUUGUUGCAACAUCUUUGGAAGAGUGUCAAGAUGUUUGCGCUGCCGAUAAUGGUUGCUUGUAUGUAUUGUCAGCUGAUUUCAAUGGAGCUAACAAGUAUUGUUAUCUAAGUACCACAAAUAUUAACAAAAAGAAAGCUUGGCGUAUUGGUGCUGGUUGGACCUAUUUACACAAAAAUUGCGGCUUGAAGCGUCAAACCAACUGUACGUUCGUUGAAUACAAGGGAAGAUAUCUGUAUAAUUUAUAUAAGGAAUCUAUUGGUGGACAAACUAGCGAAAGUUGUAAGGAGCUUUGCGAUCAAGACGUUAUCAAUCAUUGCAAAUCCUCCAACUUCGCUAUAUCAUCUAAAACUUGCUAUUUGAACUACGAGAGUAAAACGACUAAACCGAACGUUUUCUACGGUUCCGAUAAUUAUAUAUAUUGGCAUAAAAAUUGCGGAGAAGAAGAAGGUUGCAAGAAAUUGAUUGAAUAUCCUAAGAGAUAUUUGAAUGGAUUUGAUCAAGCAACGAUUAAUAAGCUAUCUUUGGAGGAAUGUAAAUCAAGGUGUAUUUUGGAUUCUGCUUGUAAAUCUGCCGAUUACGAUACAAAAAGUCAAACCUGUCGUCUAAGUCUGUUCAAUAAAGACGACAAACCCGGCGAACUCAGAGUAUCAAAUGACGUAAUCUACUUGGAGAAAUCUUGUAAAAAACCCGAAAAACUUUGCGAUAAGUUUGAAGAGUACCAAUCAAGAUAUCUGGUUGGAAAUGAUCAACACUCAGCAGCAGGCAUAACGAUCGAUGAAUGUAAAAAGUUCUGCGCUGAAGAUAAACAUUGCUUAUCUGCUGAUUAUCACACACCUUCUAAAACAUGCUAUUUUAGUCUUUCGAGUAUAGACAAACAAGGAAAAUCUUGGGCUUUAGAUUCCACUAGAAUAUAUCUUCAUAAAACUUGCGUACCGAGAGAAAAAUCCAAUUGCACAUUUGUCGAACAUAAAUCGAGAUAUUUAAACAGUCUCUAUAAGGAGUAUGUUGCUGGACAGACGAAAGAAAGUUGUAAGGUUCUAUGCGAGCAGGAUGUUGUAAACAAUUGCAAGUCAGCUAAUUACUAUAAUAAGUAUUGCUAUUUGAACUACGAAAGUAAGGAUACGAAACCAAAGAGUUAUCUUGCCGGUGUGGGAUAUACUUAUUGGGACAAAAAGUGCUCGAAUGAAGAUGUCUGUAAGACAAUGAUUGAGUACAAGUACCGAUACAUUUCCGGUUACAAUCAUGUUUGUCUCAACAACCAAAAUCUUCAGGAUUGCAAAGACUAUUGUAUCGAUGACAAAGCUUGCUUAUCAGCCGAAUAUUACACGAACAAUAAGCAAUGCUGUCUCAGCCACGAGAGUAAAGAUACACAGCCGAAAUCCUAUAUCGCCUCUCCUACUGUUAUAUACCUACAAAAGAGUUGUAAAAAUGAAACUAGUUGCAAAAAAUUCGAAAUUUUCAAUAGUCGAAGAGUAACUGGCUACGAUCAAACAUCUGUUGUUCUUCCUACUAAGGAGAGCUGCCAGAAACUUUGCGCCGAAGAUAAAAAUUGCCCGUCUGCCGAUUACGAUAUCGGUGGAAAGAAGUGCUAUAUCAAUAAGGAAACCAAGAAUACAGUUCACGCCAACUUUCAUACUAUUAAAAAUUGGAUCUACUUCCAUAAGACAUGCGAAAAUGAGACACGUUGUACAACCUUCGAAGAAUAUCCAUUUAGAUAUAUUAAUGGUCUAGAUCAAACUUCAAUUGCUGGACAAACUAAGGAAAGUUGCUGGGCACUAUGCAGUCAGGAUAAGGAUUGCCCAUCGGUCGACUAUGUUGCAAGCACUAAAACAUGCUAUUUAAAUUCAGUAACUAAGGAUACUAAACCAGCAAGUUGGUUAUUAAGUAAAUCAUAUACAUAUCUGCAUAAGAGCUGCAACAUUCAACCUGACGAUGGUUGUAAAUUUGAGGAAAUUAAAUCUACUUAUCUAUCAAGUCUUGACUCUAGUUGGAUACAUGGUCUAACUAGUGAACAAUGUAGAGAUCUAUGCAAAAAGGACGAUGUAUUAAAUUGCACGUCUGCCGACUAUAACACUGGGAAUAAAUGGUGUUAUCUAAAUAAGGGUUCAAAGGAUACACAUCCUGCAAAUUACAUAUAUAAUAAAGACUUUGUUUACUGGCAUAAAGAUUGCGAUAAUAGACCAGUAUGCAAGAAAAUGAUUGAAUAUAAAUAUAGAUACAUAAGUAAAGCAAGCUUCGUAUUCCCAUCAAUUAGCGGUCAAACAGCCGAUAAAUGCUCGAAUGAUUGUGCAGACAACAAGGCAUGCUUAUCUGCUUCGUUUAAUUCAAAGACAAAGGUUUGCUAUCAUAGCUUCCAUAAUAAAGAUACAGUUUAUAAAGAAUAUAAAUUGGGAGUUGAUUGGACAUAUUUCCAUAAAUCUUGUACAGAAGAGCAAAAAUGCAAAAAUAUGGAAAAGUUCGAAUAUAGAUAUCUAACGGGCACAGACGGUUUAUCUGUAAAGGUUAAUACGGUAGAGGAAUGCGAGAAGAUAUGCUUUGAAGACAAGGAAUGCCCAUCGGCUAAUUAUCUUACAACUACAAAAGUUUGCUAUUUAAAAACCUCUGAUAAAGACAAAUCACCAAAUAACUAUAAAGCACAUGCCAAGUAUAUCUACAUCCAUAAAUCAUGUUCAAAAGAGAAUAGAUGUUCCCAAUUCGAAAAGUUCGAAUCACGUUAUAUAAGAUCAAAUGAUUGGACCUAUCUUUCAAGUCAAACUGAAGAAAGCUGCCAAAAACUCUGUUCACAAGAUAUUAAAUGCCACUCGGCUGAUUUUAAUCAUGUCCGGAAAGUUUGCUAUUUGAACAAAGGAGAGAUAAAUUCUAUACCUAAGACUUGGGCCCUAGAUAACAACUAUAUUCUUUUAUUAAAGAACUGUAAACCAUCCACAACGAAAGAAUGCAAAAUGGUGAAAUAUAAAGAAAAGUUCCUGAGAAGUUUCGAUAAGGAAACUGUUAGAGGACAGACUGAAGAGAGCUGUAUGAGAUUGUGCCUGAACGAUAUUGUCAAUAAUUGCCCAUCCGCUGAAUAUAAUAAAAACUCCAAAAUAUGUUAUCUCAACUAUGAAACAAAGGAUACAAAGCCUCAAAAUUAUAAAUCUUCCACUAUCUACUCCUAUUUCCAUCGUGAUUGUUCAGAUGGUGUUAAAUCCGUUUUGCAGUUGGAGAAUAGUAGAGAAGAAGAAGAAGAAAUUAUGGACGAACUUGAAUUGAGAGUUUUUAGAAAGAAAAGAUCUGUUUUUGUUGAAAAUGUUGAAAUGAACAGCACAUUAAUGGAAUCGUUGAAAAAUCACGAAAUAUUUAAUAGCGAGGAAUGUACUGCAAUUAUGAAUGAAAGAACGCAAAAUUCAAAAGUUAUGAAAUUUUAUGAACUUUUAACAACAAGUUCAAAGAAUGGCCUCUUUGAACAAAUUUGCAUGGCAUUAAUGAGAUCUUACCCGUGGUUAUCUAAGGAAUUACAAUCCGAUUUAAAGAACGAAAGGGGUAAUUUGGUUAUUGAUCAAGAUGUGCAAAAAGAAGCUUCCAUGCUUGUUCACAGAAAAUUCGGCACCAGUAGAAGAUUAUCGGAGUUAGAAAAGAAAGAAAUACAAGAUAUGAUUGCUCUUAAAAUACAAAUUUCUAAAGAAGAAUGGAGAACCGAAUUACAAGAACUUAGAGACGAACUUGACCAUCAGUCGGCAUUGGAGAAUUUAAAGAAGACUAAGUUGUCGGAAAUUGCGAAAACUUUAACAAAGUUUAUUAAAGAUAAUAAGGAUGCUCUGUCGAAUAACGCACACGAUAUGGAAUCGACAACUCAACUUUUACAAUCAGCAUCGGACGACGAGGACCCUCUAUCUCUUAUUAGAAAGGAGCUAAUGCUUAUUCUAAAGAGAUUUAAUGGAGUAAUUCUUGAAAAGAAAAUCUUGAGCGAAGAUAGGGAGAAAUGUCUCAAGGCAUUGAAUCUUCCAACCGACACUCCUUCUCUAAAUGAGAUAUUAGACAACGAAUUUACGUCACAAAAGAAGAAAAUAUCGACUUUGGAGAGUGAAUUAUUAGAAAAGGAAAAGACGUUGAAGCAAACGACAAAGGCUAAAUGGGAUCUCGAAGAUUCAAAUAGAGAAAUGAAUGAGAAAAUGACUAAAAUGAAAAAUGAGCUUUCCGAUAAAACCGUUAAGCUAAUGAAUUUUCAAGAAGACAUUAGAAACAAACAAAUUGAAAUUGAUGAAUUAAAAAAGAAUGUUGGCCAAAACCAACUGGAGAAUGGGGCGGUAACCAAUCAAAGCAGACCCCAGUUAACUAGGCCUAAAAGUAAAAGUAAACUCAAUUCGAAGUAA
Messenger RNA from Dimorphilus gyrociliatus, 5127 nucleotides. The record is from the annotation of a GenBank genome assembly. NCBI's taxonomy places the organism in Eukaryota, Metazoa, Annelida, Polychaeta, Dinophilidae.